AUGUCUGUUGAAAUUCCAAAAACUCAAAAAGCUGUUAUUUUUGAAACUAAUGGUGGUCCAUUAGAAUAUAAAACCAUUGAUGUUCCAACUCCAAAAGAUAACGAAAUUUUAAUUAACAUCAAAUACUCAGGUGUAUGUCAUACCGAUUUACAUGCUUGGAAAGGUGAUUGGCCUUUAGAUACCAAAUUACCUUUAGUUGGUGGUCAUGAAGGUGCUGGUGUUGUUGUUGGUAUGGGUAAAAAUGUUAGAGGAUGGAAAGUUGGUGAUUUAGCUGGGGUUAAAUGGUUAAAUGGUUCAUGUCUUUCUUGUGAAUUCUGUCAACAUUCUGAUGAAUCUAACUGUCCCGAAGCUGAUUUAUCUGGUUACACCCAUGAUGGUUCUUUCCAAGAAUAUUGUACUGCUGAUGCUAUUCAAGCUGCCAGAGUUCCUCAAGGUGCUGAUUUAGCUCAAGUUGCUCCAAUCUUAUGUGCUGGGAUUACUGUUUAUAAAGCCUUGAAAACUGCCAAUGUUUCUCCAGGUCAAUGGGUUUGUAUUUCUGGUGCUGCCGGUGGUUUAGGUUCUUUAGCUGUUCAAUAUGCUAAAGCCAUGGGUUUAAGAGUUGUUGGUAUUGAUGGUGGUGAAGGUAAAGAGGAUUUUGCUAGACAAAUGGGCUGUGAAGCCUUUGUUGAUUUCACCCAAUCAAAAGAUAUUGUUGCUGAUGUUAAAAAGGCUACCGAUGGUGGUCCUCAUGGUGUUAUUAACGUUUCUGUUUCUGAACGUGCCAUUUCUCAAUCAGUUGAUUAUGUUAGACCAACCGGUACCGUUGUUUUAGUUGGUUUACCAGCUGGUGCUCAAGUUAAAACUCCAGUCUUUGAUGCCGUUGUCAAAUCUGUUUCUAUUAGAGGUUCUUACGUUGGUAAUAGAGCUGAUUCUGCCGAAGCCAUUGAUUUCUUCUCUAGAGGUUUGGUUAGUUGUCCAAUUAAAAUCGUUGGUCUUUCCGAAUUACCACACAUUUAUAAAUUAAUGGAACAAGGUAAAAUCUUGGGUAGAUACGUUGUUGAUACUACUAAAUAA
This is a messenger RNA of Hyphopichia burtonii NRRL Y-1933, 1053 nucleotides long. RefSeq names its product Adh1p (gene ADH1). The coding region runs from base 1 to 1053 and encodes 350 amino acids. The transcript has a single exon. The record is from RefSeq and is a predicted model, not a curated record. NCBI's taxonomy places the organism in Eukaryota, Fungi, Ascomycota, Pichiomycetes, Serinales, Debaryomycetaceae. Gene Ontology annotation, molecular function: zinc ion binding; oxidoreductase activity.